AUGAUGUAUGUGGUAAGCCGCUCGGGCGUCAUCCUGCUGUUUCGCAGCAUUUCGCCGGCAGAACGAGUACGCAUGAGCUGGAAAAGCUUGUGGCUCCCUUUGAUUGGCCCAGUGUUCUGCAUCGUUAUCCAGACCAUUGCUGCCGCUCAGGGCGUGUAUCCUUUGCCGUACACCAUUCUCACGGCCGCCAUCCCUGCUCAAAUGGUUGCCCUCAUUGUGGCUGGCCUGUCCAUACCAGCAGAUCUCAUGACCACAGAGGUUCGCAAGUGGUGGAUGUAUGUGAUCUUCGGCUUCAUAGCCUAUCCUUCCCAAAGCAUGCUUUUCAUGCUUUGGUUGGCAGUGUUCCCAAGGCUCACAGAGGUGUUGCAGGUCCUUGGCAGCUUUGCGCUAAACGGUUUGCUCGCGAUAGUAGCAAUCAUUAUGGAGAGGGUCGGAUUAUGGUUGGGCCUACCGGCCUACCUCUUGUACGAAAUCAAGGUCAUGAUCCUCUUUGUGUCGUUCCUGUACACGGCUGCCCUUUUGUCUAGCGCCAAGUCCAUGACGGUGCUGGCGCUAAUGCUGGCACAAGAUGCCGCAAAGGCAGUGGCAAUCUUUGUAAAAAUGUGCCUUCAUCUGCUAGCCAUCAUUGAAAGCGAACACAUUGCUGAGAACGAUGUGCCGGCCUGUGCUCCUUGCUGCUCCUGUUUCCAAUCGUUGCUGAGUCCAAGCGAGCUGCUUGGUCUAAGUCGACGGAAGUGGUCCUUGAUGUUAGAAGCGCAGGAUAGACUCAGUGAUAUCUUCACCAUCUUCCAGCUCCACACCCGAAACAGCCUACAAGAUGUAGACCUUGCUUUGGCCGAUGUUCGCCUCUUGGGCGGCUUCACCAGGUGUAUCGUCGUUUUCGGCUUAGUGGAGCUUUGCGAAGUGCUCGUUCCAUUGCUGUAUAUGAUUUUGGUCACCAUGCUGCACAGCCCUUGGGGAGCAAAUCGGGAGUACAUCUACCUCUUUAAUGACAUGGAGCUGGGGCCAGCUCUGGUAGGGAAUGGCUUUGGCCUCCUGAUUGAGGUCUUGGUCUUGCUGCUGCUGCAGUGUGCAUUUUCUCAACUCAUCGGCUUCAAUCUGCUGAAUUUUGCUGCACACGUCUUGAGAAUGGACUUCAACUACUGGAACGCGAUUCUUUCGACAUGUUUGGAAGGGUGGGUCGUUGUACUGCUCUCCCAUGGAGGACAUGAUCUUGAGGCGAUCCGCGAGUGGCUAUCCCUUUGA
Symbiodinium pilosum is the source of this 1245-nucleotide messenger RNA. NCBI's taxonomy places the organism in Eukaryota, Dinophyceae, Suessiales, Symbiodiniaceae. The record is from the annotation of a GenBank genome assembly.